Messenger RNA from Spinacia oleracea (spinach), 4568 nucleotides. RefSeq lists its product as uncharacterized. The coding region runs from base 106 to 840 and encodes 244 amino acids. The transcript is spliced from 9 exons. The record is from RefSeq and is a predicted model, not a curated record. Gene Ontology annotation, cellular component: nucleus; cytoplasm. NCBI's taxonomy places the organism in Eukaryota, Viridiplantae, Streptophyta, Magnoliopsida, Caryophyllales, Amaranthaceae.
AUUAAGAAAAAAAAGAAAAAAAAAAAGAAAAAACCCCUAAUCCAUGUCCAAUCCAGACGAACACAAACGUUUGUAUUUCCCCAAACGUCACUCUCGCCGGUAGAAAUGCCGCCGAAACGGGAGUGUCGCGGCGACAGCGUAAUCCAAUCACCUUCCGUUUCACCCAAAGGCGACCUAAUGACGACAUUUUCUCUCCAUUCCUUUGGCGAAUCCGACGAUGAUAAACAUGGCUUCACUAUUCAAAUCACCGAGAAUAUGAAAGAGGAAUAUGGUAUGUUUGUAUGGCCGUGUAGUAUUGUUCUUGCUGAGUAUGUUUGGCAGCAACGAUCCUGCUUUUCUGGAAUUAAUGUUAUUGAGCUGGGUGCAGGAACCUCCUUGCCUGGACUGGUGGCGGCGAAAGUUGGGGCCGGCGUCACUUUGACGGAUGAUUCUAGAAGGGAGGAGGUGCUAGAGAACAUUAGGAGAGUAUGUGACUUGAACAAACUGAGCUGUAAGGUAAUGGGACUCACAUGGGGCAUCUGGGAUUCACAGAUUUUUGAUUUGCAUCCCAAAAUAUUACUUGGGGCUGACGUAUUGUAUGAUGCUAGUGCCUUUGACGAUCUCUUCAGCACUGUGGCAUUCUUGCUUCAAAAAACUCCAGGAUCAGUUUUUAUAACAACUUAUCAUAAUCGAAGUGGACAUCAUCUUAUUGAAUUUUUGAUGGUCAAGUGGGGCUUAAAAUGCUCAAAACUCUUGGAUGCCUUCUCAUUUAUGCCAUCUGAUAAAGCAUCUGGACUUGGUGGUAAUAUUCAAUUGGUUGAAAUUGUGUUGAUUAGCCAACAGGUGACAUCUUGCUCCUAAUACAGCUAAUUACAAAUUGCUUUUGUCUCCUAUACGGGGUCGUAUUCUCCAUAAUAUGUCAACUUCAUUGGUGCUGUAGUUAUCUGGGACAGAAAUCCUGGAGUAACAAGGUUGACAGUUCCAAUUCAACCAAUGGAUUGAUAUCCUCUUCAGAAAAAUACUUUGUAUUUAUCUGCAGGAAAAGGUAUGCAUCUCCGUGAAAUAAAUUCUUAACACCCUGUCUAUAGGCUGCCAUCUAUCAAAUUAUUAGGCGUAAGUUGCUGAUGUUUACGGAAAAUAUGACAUUUUUCGUUCUUUUUUUUUUUUUUUUUUUUUUCAAUUUUUGAAAAAUGUUUGACGACGUUGAUACUGUUUAUUUUUUGUUCAAAGCACCUUUCUGUUUGCUGAACUUAUUUUCUUUUUUGUGAAUGUUGAAUAAAUUUUCUCUCAUAAGUCUCUUUUUCCAUGCCAACGCCGGUUAAAAUGAGAAGCUUUAACUUUUCAGUUUUGAUUUAAAAGUCUUUGACAUAUAUCUUAUACCAUCUAAAGCCUAGUUAAGCUAGGUGGAAACAGGGCCGUCUUAAACAAUUUGGUGGCCCUGUGCUAUAUGCUUCACUUCAUACAUAUAUAAUGCACAUUUUACAAAUUUUUAAAAUUCAUAAAACAUACCACUUUCUAAAGUCAAAUAAUUCUAAUAAUCUAAAAAAGGAUACAUUUACGACAAGUCGACAAGUCUAUGGUUUAUGUUAUCCACCAUAAAAUGCAUUACUCACAAACUUUCUAAAGCCGAAAAAAAAAUUAUAUAUUACAUUAAAUAUCUAGGAAAUUUUGUAUGUGUUAUAACUUAUAAGUCUAUAGUCUGAAUUAUUCACUUUCAAAUAACAGAAAAAUAUUAUUACUUGUGUACACAUUUUCUAAAUCUUGUUUUUAAAAGGAAGCUCUUCAGUUGUCCUUUAUACGGAUAAUUUAAUAAGACAAAAAUAUUUUUAUGUAAACUACUCCCUCCGUACCAAAAUGUUUGUUACGUAUUCCUUUUAGGUUGUUUCAAAAUGUUUGUUACAUGGGGGAAUCUUUCCUUUUAUAAACUUAUUAUAAUAUUAUUUUUUGUGCCAACUUUUAAUUUUAAUUGGUCCAAUUUUUUCAACUCAUUAAAUUUCUUUACAAUUUCCCAAGUAUGUUAAGUUAGCAAUCUUUGUGCUUUUCCAUUAUUGGUUCAUUUUGAUAAAUAAAACAAUCUUAUUGGUUGUUGUAAUUAUUAGUGGAUUGGGGUUUUACUUGGUUUAUGUUUUUAAUAAAAAACCAAAAGAAUCUUUAUUAUACGUUAAUAAACGUGCAAAAGUCCAAACGUAACAAACAUUUUGGAACGGAGGGAGUAAAAGUCAAUCUCGAGUUCCUAGAUUACAACUCAUUUAACACCCUAAUGGUAAAGCCUAAAAGAUUAAAAAGAAAACAAAAAAAACAGAAAUCAGGUCACGGGGAUUCGAACCUUUUACCUUUGUUAAAAACAAAUGGAGAUAUUAUUGCCCUUCAAUCAACCAACUGAGAUGUAUUCCAUUAAUGUAAAUAUUCACGCUGAAAAUUUAUUGACAGUUUCAGUUCAGAUUUUGGGGCCCCAAAUAAAUUGGAGGCCCUGUGCUGUUGGGCUGGAUGCACAGCCCAAUAGCCGGCCAUGGGUGGAAAUAUAGAAUUCGUAAUUUUAUAACUAGCAGCUCUAUAGUCCAAAAGUGCUUGAGCUAUGUUUGAACUCCUUAUUGUACUUGUAAAGGUCAAAAGAUUGUUGUUCUCUAUUGUUUAGUUCUGGCGAUCUUUUAACAUUUGAGAGAGGGAAUGGAGAGGGUGAGGGUUAUCCAGGGAAAAAAUAUAUUUGUUGCUAUUCCACUACAGUAUUACAUUACAGUAUUACAUUACUGUUAUCUGCUUUGUAACACCGAAGCAAGUAAGAUACAGUUCAUGCAAAGGAAAAUGCAGUGCACUGUCACACUCAACAAAGACCUCUUUUCACUUGAGGGAAAUCAACAUUCAACCCUAUAGACUUUUGCUGAUUUCCUUCUGGAAAGAUGUUUUUAGACGGACCUUCUGCAGAAAUUCAUCCUAGUCCGACCUUAUGAAAUAGGGAGAAUAAAAAGGCUACACACUUCACGGAAGGCAAUCCAUUAUGCUUGAUUGCCUGGAUUCAACUUUUCUAGUGGUCUACAUUUAACUUAUAAACCCUGAAGGUCAUUAGACCUCAGUUGACAAUUCGGCAAUUCUUUCGUACUUCCUGCCCUCCUGUGAUGCUGCUCAUCUUGAUCAUAGACUUAGCAAAUGCCUCAUAGAAAGCUUUCUUGGAACCAGCAAAUUGGGUAACCAAAUUCUUGGUGCUUGGAGAUGUGAGCAAGGCUUGAUCUGAAGAAAACAGGCUCUUUCCUUGAAGAAUUAGCUUGUAAUAUGUAUUGUCAAACAUUAUUGGGGAAGGAUCCAUGUUGGAACCAGCAUUUUUUACUUUGGUGUGUGCAGGACACACUCUUUGUAAGCUGGCAGCAAACGAAGGAUUGAUUGAGGGGUCUAUGUCAUGAGUUGUGUCAAAGUUGUGCAAUCGGCUUUGGAACGACGAGCAGUGGGAGAACCCAAGACUGUGACCACCUGCAGAAGGAAAAAGCUAAAGCCAAUAUGUCAGCACACGAGACAACUCCAGGACAUGCAGCUUCUACUGCCUUCUUUGCAUUAUCAAUGACAAAAAAUGCAUGCAGCGAAAGGUUUGGAGGACCGGAUUUCUCUACUUUGCUGUUCCCAUCUUUGUCUAGCAGCACAGAAGCAUCACAUCCCUUUAAAGGAGAAAAAGGAAUUUGACCGUCAGUUGAAUAUACACAAACAUGAAAUUCACACAUGAUGACAUUAAGUUAAAAUAUGCGGGCAAGGUUAAGAGGGCUAGAUUCAAUACCCUUAUGAAGCAGUCAUGGAAAUGCAUGCGAAGCACGGCCGCCGGGACUGUUUUAUCUUCUGCAAAUGCUUCUUUAACUGUGUUUGUGAUGAUACUCUCCACCGAAGGACAUGUCUUAUCGUAGUAGUUUAAGCUUAAAGCAUCACCAAGGGGAAAAUAUGAGCAAAUGAAAAGGGAGCUGAAGACUGCAACUGCAAUUGCCAUGGUGUAAGCUCUCUAAACUUUUUACUUUCUCUUAGUUAAUUGUUGAAAGUGAAGAGGAUACAAAAGGGUAUUUAUAGGCACAUCGAGAGAAAGUGAGUGAGUGAGUGAGGGAGAGAGAGAUACUGACAUAGAGAGUGACAGAGUAACAGAGUUGUUAAUGUGACAGAUUUUGGAUGUUUACCAGUGAAUUAGUUCAGCCUAAUGGUGAUGAGUAUUGUUUAAGCAUCCUCAUGAACAGAAGACAAUGCUUGCUGGUCAUAUCUUAACUUUAAUUUUCUCAACUUUGUCCCCAAAUUAUCAAGGUUACUUUUACUUGGUAGCUCAACUUCUCUCUUGAAUCUUCUGCAUGUGAUUUUGCAGUGGUUGAGGUUGACCUUUUCUUGGCAUGAGGUAGUAAUGAUUCUUCAAGCAAGGAGAAUAAAUCAGUUGAGAUAUAACAUUUUUGGCGCUUGAAGUGCUUAGGUAUUCCAUUCUGGGAAAUUAGGAGUCAGUCAAUUGUUCUUCACAGCUAAAUUGUCUUCUGUUGGUUUUCUUUGGCCUGUAUAAUUAACUCUAUGAAGUCGAGUAUAUACGUAUUAGUCCAGAGAGGAUCACAGUUUGUUUAAGGUUGUAUUUUUCUAGAGCU